AUGUCCAUGUCUCAGAAGAGCUUCGCAUCCACCGGCUACAAGACGUGUCGAUGGAUAAGAAAAGAGACUGUCUUCUACCUGCCUGCGACCUCCUUCCCCAAGAAGGCCAAGGAUGGGCUACAUAAUGUAUACGUGCUCCCGAAAGAUGGAAAGGAGCUUCAUGUCAAGACAUUCAGCAAAACCAGCAAGACUUUCCAUCUUUGCAGAGCCGUUUUCAGUACCAGCUGCCGGGGCCGAGACUUUUUCUCUGGAGAGGAGAUCGGAAAAGGGGAAUCGGGGAGUGAUCUCACUCUGGAUACGAUUCUCGAACAAGCAGCGAAAGACAAGCCGGAUUUGCUAAAACGCCCCUUGUUUCUCUGCGUCGGGGUCGACUUCGUCCUGAUGAGCGACCAAAGUCUGCCCGACGUGGGAGCCACCUUGAUAAAUGGCUCAUUAAUCAUGUGCCUGCUUGUCAAGUAG
Messenger RNA from Colletotrichum higginsianum IMI 349063, 459 nucleotides. RefSeq lists its product as uncharacterized. The transcript has a single exon. The coding region runs from base 1 to 459 and encodes 152 amino acids. The record is from RefSeq and is a predicted model, not a curated record. Lineage: Eukaryota; Fungi; Ascomycota; Sordariomycetes; Glomerellales; Glomerellaceae.